Molecule: messenger RNA, 2147 nt
Organism: Austrofundulus limnaeus
Lineage: Eukaryota; Metazoa; Chordata; Actinopteri; Cyprinodontiformes; Rivulidae
Product: ubiquitin-conjugating enzyme E2 K
Exons: 7
Coding region: 295-897 (200 amino acids)
Molecular function (GO): protein binding
Source: RefSeq, a predicted model, not a curated record
CGGAUCACAUGACCUCAUCUCCAGACUGCAUGCAGUUUGGUAUUAAAAUGUUUUCUGUACCAACCAUUGUGUUGUUGCGCAUUUGACAUGAAAGCUACACGUUGAGCCGUUUUUCUGUUCCGAAUCGAACCUCUCGUCAAGAACCGGGGACGAACGAGACGAAGAGCGAACGACCUCGCAGCUGUUAUUUUUGGCUCUGUUUUUUAAAAGUGAAGCUAACAUUCGCGUCGCGAGCUGGUCGGACGGACGGGACGGCGAACGAGGCCGCAGCCGGACGGGAACACGGGUUGAGCCAUGGCCAACAUCGCAGUUCAGAGGAUAAAACGGGAAUUCAAGGAAGUCCUUAAAAGCGAAGAGACGAGCAAAAAUCAGAUAAAAGUAGACUUGGUGGAUGAGAACUUCACAGAACUUAAAGGGGAGAUAGCAGGGCCCCCUGACACGCCAUAUGAAGGUGGUAGAUAUCAACUAGAAAUUAAGAUUCCAGAAACGUAUCCAUUCAAUCCACCCAAGGUGCGGUUUAUCACAAAAAUCUGGCAUCCAAAUAUCAGCUCAGUCACAGGUGCAAUAUGUCUGGACAUCCUUAAAGAUCAGUGGGCAGCAGCCAUGACACUGAGGACGGUUCUUUUGUCAUUACAAGCCUUACUGGCAGCGGCAGAACCAGACGAUCCACAGGAUGCAGUGGUAGCCAAUCAGUACAAGCAGAAUCCAGAGAUGUUCAAACAGACAGCGAGACUCUGGUCUCACGUCUAUGCAGGCGCUCCCGUCUCCAGUCCGGAGUACACACGCAAAAUAGACAAACUCUGUGCCAUGGGCUUCGAAAAAAAUGCAGUUAUAGUGGCGUUGUCGUCAAAAUCCUGGGAUGUGGAGACGGCGACAGAGCUCCUGCUCAGUAACUGAAUUUUGACGCCCUCUUCAAUYUCCUGAGUCCAUCUUUCUCUCGUCUCACACUCACUCUCCUCCAAACUCCUGCCAUGUGAAGGCGUGUCUUGCUCGAUCCUAGCCCUUCUGUUUUACCACCGGACAUACUCCACAACCCACCCCCCCACCACCCCGCGUCCCCUCUGUGCGACGUUUCUGUCACCUCCGCUGCACCACACUCCAACCAGCUGCUGUCAGUUCUCACCUCGAUUUAUUUUUAAAUUGUUUUUUUUUUCAAGUUCAUUCAACAUUCCGCUCAGUGUUUAAAUCAGAAAUCCAACCUCAUCACGCCCCCGCCCUUCUGAAGCAAAGUAGACCUGAAAUUUYACCCAUCUCUCCCACAGUUUCUCCCAGCUUUGUCCAAGAAGCAGCUGUCAGCAGCGUAUCUUUGCCUAUGCAGUACAUUUAUUUUCAUUUGGAACCAUUUUGUUGAAGAGAAUCGAGCCUUUCAGGAGGGCUUUUUUUUGGCACCUGGUUCUCAUUCAGAACACUUUGGGCCUGUUUUCAAAAUGGGGAUUAAGUCUAGUCCUAAACUUUUAAAAUUACAAUUUCUUUUUCUUUUUUUUUUAAGCUCUAUAAACAAAAUUAACUCUUAUUUGUAUUGGGGUUACUCUGAAUAGGGUGCUUUAGUUUAAAAAAGUUUAAAGUUUUUGGUAAUCAACAGCAAGAUGCUGACAACAGAACACGUCUUGCUAGCAAAGUAUUGCAUUGUGAGCAUAGUACAUUUUUUUUUAGGUAAAAUAAGUAUCAAAAGGACGAAAAAAAAACACAUUUUUGUGCUGUUAAUGCAUGAAUCGAGCAUGUAUUGUAGUGCACUAUAUAGGUCGGCUUAUUCUUUGUUCUGGAAAGCGGCUCAUUAAGUGUCUUUAAGGUGUUCGCACAGUAGUCCUCUCCAGCCCGAGUUGUCCCCCUCAGAUGUGAACAUCUGGCAGCUCCCACAGCAGCGCCCCACUUCUCAUCGCCACAGGUGGCUCGACAUGGCUUUCUUCACCUGUUCCCCCUCACAUUGACAAAAACGUCAUGAACUUUCAUUUGGUUUUGGCCUCCAACAGGGAUACUUUUGGAUUCUUGUUUUUUAAACCCCAAAGAAAUAAAAGAAAAAGUGAUAUUCUGUAGUAACACAACCUGUGAUCAUUCUGGAAAAAGAAUUGCAUCAUCUUAAUUAAAUCAACGGAUACAAUGUCAAUCAUUCAUCUGUAAAUAAAAAGAUUAAAGUCUGUGUAAAUUAA